Molecule: messenger RNA, 2820 nt
Organism: Parastagonospora nodorum SN15
Lineage: Eukaryota; Fungi; Ascomycota; Dothideomycetes; Pleosporales; Phaeosphaeriaceae
Exons: 3
Coding region: 1-2820 (939 amino acids)
Biological process (GO): protein folding in endoplasmic reticulum
Cellular component (GO): EMC complex
Molecular function (GO): protein binding
Source: RefSeq, a predicted model, not a curated record
AUGCGAUUUCAUGCUGCCCUCACCCUGGCAGCAUGUCUGGCGCCCGCCGCUGCUAUUUUCGAGGACGACGCCUACCACAUUGACUUCCACUAUGCCCUGCUAGGCCAGCCGCAGCGCGAGGCCACCUUUUUCCAGAAGCCAUAUGCCGGCUCCAAGGCCUCGCUGCUGUACUCGAUAUCGCAGAACCAGACCGUCGCCGCCAUCAACCCCAAGGACGGCGCCCUUGUGUGGCGGCAGCACUUCCCCACCGCGCCCCACGGCCACGGCCACGGCCACCUGAGGGCCGGGCAUGAGCAGGACACAGUCGUCAGUGCAGUGGGAGACCGCAUCACCGCCUGGAGCGCCUCCGAUGGGCGUCUUGCGUGGGAGACGAGCGUCCGGGGCGCCGUUGUGGAGGACCUGGAGAUCCUGGAGCAGGAGGAUGGCAUGACCAUCAGCGAGGCCAAGGACGCCAUUGUGCUACUCUCGGGCGGGACCACCGGAGUACGGCGCCUGGAUGGCAAGACGGGGCUGGCCAAGUGGACGUUCGAGGAUACCAGUGGAGACGCACCAUACCAGAUAUCGACCUCGCCCACGACCAUCUACUACAUCUCGCUCCACACGUCGAUGCUCGGGGGCUCCAAGCUCAAGGUCACCUCGCUCAGCCCCAUCACCGGCAAGAAGAUUGACCAGUACACGCUCAGCUCCGACGCCGAAAUCACCGCGCGCGACCACAUUCUCUUCGCCGGAGCCAACACGGCAGCGCCGCUGCUGGCAUGGACAGACAAGGGCAACAGGGUGCUGAAGGUUAACAUCAUCGGCACUAAGAACGUGGCCACCUUCAACACACCGGGCGAUGAAGUCGUGGAGAAGAUUGUGCUGCAUGCGCCCAACCACAUCAACUCGCUCCCGCACUUCCUGGUCGAGUACCAGACUGCCAUUGGUCACUCUGCGGAGGUCUAUCACGUGGAUCUGAAGAAGAGCACUGUGUCGAAAGCCUACAGUCUCCCCGAGCUGCGCAGCAAGGGCACAUUUACGACCAGCACGCAAGACGCCAAUGUGUACUUUACUCGCAUCACCGAAGACGAAGUCGCCGUUUUCUCGUCCGUCUCGCAUGGCGUACUCGGCCGAUGGACCUUGAAGCACUCGCUUGCCACCGCAGGCGCAUACCCCGUACACGGUGUUUCCGAAGUAGUCGUCAAGUCAGGCUCCGCCAGCGCGGUAAGAUCCGCCGUCUUCUACUCGAAUGGGCAGUGGGUACUACACCGCAACGACGAGCUUGCAUGGUCGCGGCCAGAAUUUCUCUCUGGAACUGUGUCCGCAGUUUGGGCCAGCCUGCCUGAAGCGGAGACACUCGCACAGGCUCUUGAAGAGGAGAGCCACCGCAACUUGGUAUCGGCCUACAUCCACCGGGUGCAGAGACAUGUGCAGGACCUACAGCAUUUGCCUGCCUGGGCGCAGAGCAUCCCCGCCCGUCUUCUCGGUAGUGUCUUCGGCAAGUCUAAGGAGGCCACAGAGAAGGCUAUCAAGCUUGACACCUUUGGAUUCCAUAAGCUUGUGGUUGUCGCAACCGAGCAGGGCCGUCUUGCUGCGCUCGACGUCGGCUCGCGUGGUAAGAUCCUCUGGAAUGUUGAUCUACGCAAACUCGCGCCAGAGGCUAUCUUCAGCCGACCAUCUCUCAAGGCUCACCGCGGCUAUGUCGAAGUCAGAGAUGCAGGUCUGAAGGGAUCGCUCUUCGUCAACUCUACAACCGGCGGUCUCGCCUCGCCCCAGCACGUCAAGACAGACGCGUCCGUUGUUUCUGAUGGUCAGAAGCUCGUGUCUUUUACGCUCGUUGACGGCACCCUAAAAGGCUUCUUGGAGGACGAACCGACUUCGGAACCCGUAUGGAGUUUCUUGCCUGCUUCAGGAGAGCGCAUUGUUUCCUACACAGCGCGGCCUCUCAAGGAUCCGGUAGCCUCCAUUGGCAAGGUUCUCGGCGACAGACGCGUGCUGUACAAGUACUUGAACCCCAACCUCGUCUUAGUCACAGCAGUCUCCGAUGCUACUCGCACAGCUUCGGUCUACUUGCUGGACUCGGCUUCCGGCCAACUCCUCCACACCAUGUCCCACAGCGAUGUCGACACGUCCCGACCGAUUCCGUCCACCAUCUCGGAGCAUUGGUUCAGUUACUCCCUCACCACCGAUGCCAAAUCCGGGGCCUCUUCUCGCGGCUAUCAGCUUGUCGUUGCUGAUCUCUACGAAUCACCUCUUCCUGAUGACAGGGGUCCACUCGGUGCUUCCUCGAACUCGUCUACUAUACAGCCUUCAGGCUCAACAGGCGACGUAGUCAAGCCUUAUGUUCUUUCGCAGAGCUACCAGAUCCCCGCCGAGAUCUCGCACAUGACUGUCACUCAGACAAGACAAGGAAUCACCAGCCGCGAGCUCCUGGUCACCGUCCCAUCAUCCAACUCGAUCAUCGGCAUUCCUCGCCAAGUGAUUGAUCCUCGUCGCCCUAUUGGCCGUGAUCCCGACAACACGGAGAAGGAAGAGGGUCUGUCACGAUACACGCCUGCAAUUCAAUGGGACCCAAGGUGGCACCUCACGCACAAGUACGAAGUUCUUGGCCUGAAGGACGUCAUCACCAGCGAGAGUGGCAUUGAAAGCACAAGUCUUGUUUUCGCGUACGGGCUGGACAUCUUUGGCACAAGAGUCGCGCCCAGUUUUGCAUUUGAUAUUCUUGGCAAGGGAUUCAACAAGAUUUCCAUGUUGAUCACCGUCGUGGGUCUGUUUAUUGGUGUCAUUUUUGUUGCGCCGUUGGUUCGGAGGAAACAAAUCAACUCGCUUUGGACGAUACAAUAG